ACAUUGUUUCUUUGCAGUGAGAAAUUCCCAACGACACGGACGGCAGAUCCCUACAAACAUAGCAACUCAUCAGUGACGGAAGUGGUCGGUAUCGUGCGUUGUAUUGGAGACAUCCACGAACGACUCAGCGAAACCAUAGUCGACUUUAACUACUGCUUUGCUCUACAAAUACUUUUGAUGAUGGCAUCUGCCUUUGGCUACACGCUGUUUUCCAUUUUUGGUCUUAUUCACGCAUUCUCACAAGUAGAAGAAGAUGAAUCGCAUCAAGUAUCGAUGAACAAUAUGGUGUACGGUUGUAUCUAUCUAUCCUUCAUUAUUCAGGUUGUUGUUGCGGGAAGUUUAGUGACAAAAGAGGUAAGCAAAGCCGGGUAAGCUCUCAGUACGUGUUGAAUGGAUAAUAUGCGCUUGUGUUUAUUGUUACAGUGCAAAAGAACUGUAAUAUUUGUUCACAAAGCAGUAUGCUAUGGUUACUACGAUAUGCCCAUACUUCUACAGAUUAAAUUCCUUUCCCAGCAGCUACGGAGUGUUGCGCCACGUGUUUCAUGCUUGUUGUUUGAUUUUGAGUGGCCAUUUCUAGUUUCGGUAAGAAAUUUUAAAUUUCCACGAAUGACAAACACAUUUCACUAUGUAUAAACUCUUCAAUUGCAGGUAGCUGCUACA
Molecule: messenger RNA, 660 nt
Organism: Anopheles gambiae (African malaria mosquito)
Lineage: Eukaryota; Metazoa; Arthropoda; Insecta; Diptera; Culicidae
Exons: 1
Biological process (GO): sensory perception of taste
Cellular component (GO): membrane
Source: RefSeq, a predicted model, not a curated record